AGUAGCAUAAUCAAGAAAAGAAGUAUAAGUAGUCAAUCAACAUCUUAAUCAAUCUACAAGCAACACUAUCAUCAAGCAGACUUUCAACUUUUGGGGUAUCGUUCUACUAACAACAUCAUUCCACAAGAGUACAUCUAAUCCAGCAUCAUGCUGUUGUUAUUCAUGAUACAUCUUGUUGAUGUUUUAUUCGUCUUUGGAAGUCCAUUAAAAAAUGAAUAUGCAGACAACGGUUGUUCCCCGUCCAUAAGAUAUAAAGACGACAAUCCUAAUGGACUACAACCAUUGGUUCUAACACGAGAUGCUACUGUAUCGAAAAUACUUUAUCCUCAAAAAAAUAGAAUGUUAAAAGUGCAAACAGGUCAAUCAAUUUAUUUGGAAUGUCCUGGUGACAAAAAUUUUGUUAGACCAAAUACAAAUCUCAAGGAAGUUAAAGCUACUUGCGUAGGGAAUAAUAUGUUUAACGUUAAUGGUGAAAAUAAAAAUUUCUCUGCUAUAACGUGUAGUUAUGUACCAGAGGACAUAGCAAGGCGUACAAAUUCAUGGUGUUACGACAACAAAAGUACUUACGUUGAAAUUGGUUUCAACUUGACUACCAAUUUUCUUCCUUUAAUUAAACUAUGUUACAAUGAAGAAACCUACAUUACUUACUAUGCGAAAUUUAGGAUGACGAAAUGGAUCGGUGAAACGCAAAAAUGUUGUACGAGAAGGCAAUUUGUGAAAGGAGAUUUUUUUGGAAACAUAAAUAUAAACAACCAAUACCAAAUCACAACUCAACGUGACACACUCACGAUACUAUUGAAUUCAAGAGAAUGGGUUGAGUCCAAUAUAAAUACAUCACAGUGUCUGACACGUGGACAUUUGGUGGCAAUGAAUUAUUUCGUUUACAAUUCAAUGCAAUUGUCGACUUUUUGGUUUAUAAAUACUGCACCUCAAUGGUCUUCUUUCAAUUCUGGCAACUGGAACAUACUCGAAAAUAAUGUCAGAGCUUUAGCAUCUAAUCGUUCUUUAGAUCUCGAUGUUUAUAUUGGUGUACACGGUCAAAUGACUUUGCCGAAUUUUAAUAAGACAGAGACACCUAUAUAUCUCUACGUCAAUGGCACAACCAAAGCACUUCCCGUUCCCAAGUUCUUUUGGAAAAUAAUCUACGAUCCACAAAGUAAGAAGGGUACUGCAUUCGUUGGUUUGAAUCAUCCCUUUAUCAAGUCGAUCACAAAAGAUAUUUACAUAUGCAACGAUAUCAGUUCGACGAUCAAUUGGCUCACCUGGGAACCUAGGAAUAUCAGAAAAGGUAUCUCUUAUGCGUGUACCGUCGAAGAUCUACGUAGAGCAGUACCAACUAUUCCUAAAUUGACAACGUCCGGUGUUUUAACCUAAGAAUCGAUACGAAUAAUUUCAAAAUAUAUGAAACAUUAAAGAGGUAAUAUCUACUCUAUUAGAGUUACGUUCGAUUAUUUCCUUUGAUCUUUGACACGUGCCGACUACUUCCUAUGUUAACAUGCUAACGUCUUACAAAUCUAAUUCCCCUCCAAUGUUAUUAU
This is a messenger RNA of Polistes dominula (European paper wasp), 1538 nucleotides long. RefSeq names its product salivary endonuclease. Lineage: Eukaryota; Metazoa; Arthropoda; Insecta; Hymenoptera; Vespidae. Gene Ontology annotation, molecular function: nucleic acid binding; single-stranded DNA endonuclease activity; RNA endonuclease activity. Gene Ontology annotation, cellular component: mitochondrial inner membrane; nucleus. The record is from RefSeq and is a predicted model, not a curated record. Gene Ontology annotation, biological process: apoptotic DNA fragmentation.